GGGGUGGGCUGGGUUCCUGGCCAAUCACGAGUCUUUGCAACCGGAUAUGGUUGCUGGGCUCUGAAAGCUCAGCUCGGAAACCGUGAAGGGGUCCACGUGUGGCAGGGGCGGCCGAGCCGUGAUGGCUUUGGAAGUUUGUUCGUGCUGACCGAGGGGACAAACUCACGUGACUUUACAUACCCCAGGGGACUGAGCCCCUCAGAGGGUACCUCAGGAGCAGGGUCUAGAAGACGCCGCUGGGGCCGGGACAACAUGAAUCUCUUACCUAAAAGCUCCAAGGAGUUUGGCUCGGUUGACUAUUGGGAGAAGUUCUUCCAGCAGCGAGGAAAGAAAGCUUUCGAGUGGUAUGGGACCUACCUGGAACUGUGCGGGGUGCUGCACAAAUACAUCAAGCCCAGGGAGAAGGUGCUGGUGAUCGGUUGCGGCAACUCGGAGCUCAGUGAGCAGCUAUAUGAUGUGGGCUAUCAGGACAUAGUGAGCAUUGACAUCAGCGAGAGUGCCAUCAAGCAGAUGAGGGAGCGCAACGCCACGCGGCGGCCCCAGUUGAGCUUCCUGAAGAUGGACAUGACGCAGAUGGACUUCCCCAGUGCGUCGUUCCAGGUGGUGUUGGACAAGGGCACCCUGGACGCCGUGCUGACCGAUGAGGGGGAGAAGACCCUGCAGCAGGUGGACAGGAUGCUGGCUGAGGUCGGCCGCGUCCUGCAGGUGGGCGGGCGCUACCUGUGCAUCUCCCUGGCUCAGGCUCACAUCCUGAAGAAAGCAGUCGGGUACUUCUCUCGGGAGGGGUGGAUGGUGAGGGUGCAUCAAUUGGCCACCAGCCAGGACCAGGUGUUGGAAGCAGAGCCUCGGUUCUCCCUGCCCGUCUUUGCCUUCGUCAUGACCAAGUUCAGGCCGGUCCCUGGCCGCACCCUCCAGAUCUUUGAGCUGUGUGCUCAGGAGCAGGGCAAGCCCACACGGCUGGAGAGUGCCGAGCGGCUGGCGGAGGCAGUGCGGGAGCGGCAGCAGUAUGCCUGGCUGUGUGGCCAGCUGCGCCGCAAGGUCGGGCUGGGGAAUGUGUCUCUGGACUUGUGUGAUGGGGACACAGGGGAACCACGCUACACCCUGCACGUGGUGGACAGCCCCACGGUGAAACCAUCGAGGGACAAUCAUUUUGCCAUUUUCAUCAUCCCCCAAGGCCGGGAGACUGAGUGGCUCUUUGGCAUGGAGGAAGGCCGGAAGCAGCUGGCAGCCAGUGCGGGCUUCAGGAGGCUGGUCACGGUGGCCCUUCACCGAGGUCAACAGUACGAAGGCAUGGAGAGCAUUCAGGCUGAGCUGUCGGCCAGGGUCCUGGAGCUGGCCCCGGCUGGAAUGCCGGCACAGCAGCAGGUGCCUUUUCUGUCUGUGGGUGGGGACAUCGGGGUCCGGACUGUCCAGCACCAAGACUGCAGCCCUUUGAGUGGCGACUAUGUCAUUGAAGACGUGCAAGGGGACGACAGGCGAUACUUUAGGCGGCUGAUCUUCCUCAGCAACAGAAACGUGGUGCAGUCCGAAGCCAGGCUGCUGCAGGAUGUGUCUCACAGAGUUCAGAAGAAACGGAAGAAGGACCGGAAGAAGCAGCGGCCUGUUGAUCCUGCAGAGGACCCCACCAUAGCCCCUGGGCAGUCCAUCGAUAAGAGCUACCUGUGCUGUGAACACCACAAAGCCAUGAUUGCGGGUCUUGCCCUGCUGAGAAACCCAGAAUUGCUGCUAGAGACCCCCCUGGCGUUGUUGGUGGUAGGCCUCGGCGGCGGCAGCCUUCCCCUCUUUGUCCACGAUCAUUUCCCGAAGUGCUGCGUUGAUGCUGUGGAGAUCGACCCCUCCAUGUUGGAAGUGGCUACCCAGUGGUUUGGCUUCUCCCAGAGUGACCGGAUGAAGGUUCAUAUAGCGGAUGGCCUGGACUACAUCACCAGCCUAGCAGGAGCAGAAGUUCGACCUCGCUAUGAUGUCAUCAUGUUUGAUGUGGACAGUAAAGACCCGACACUGGGAAUGAGUUGUCCACCUGCAGCGUUUGUGGAGCAGCCUUUUCUGCAGAAGGUCAAAAGCAUCCUGAGCCCUGAAGGUGUCUUUAUCCUUAACCUCGUGUGCCGAGACGUGGGGCUGAAGGACUCGGUGCUGGCCAGGCUCAAGGCCGUGUUCCCUCUUCUGUAUGUGCGGCGGAUUGAGGAUGAAGUGAACGAGAUCCUGUUCUGUCAGCUGCACCCUGAGCGGAAACUUGCCAUGCCGGAGCUCCUGGAAAUGGCGCAGGCCCUGCAGCGGGCGCUCAGGAAGCCUGGGCAGGCUUGGGAUGACACGUACAUCCUGUCGGAUAUGCUCAAAUCUGUAAAGAUUGUGUGAUCACUGAGGCUGGGCACUCCUCUGCCUGCCCAGACUGCGCUUGGACCCCUGGUCUGCCAGGGACGGAAGAAAUAGAGCACACAGUGCUUGCUUAGCCCCGUGUCUUUACUGGUGUCCUGCUCGGCUCUGUGCGAUCUCCUGCUUAGCAGAGCUGGGAAGGUGUCUCCAUCUUGUCCUCUUCAGUGCCACUUGGAUCAGUGGGCUCUGCUUCCUGCACUGUGUCCUGGAGCAGGGCUCCUCCGGACUGCUGAAGGCGGUCUGUUUGCUCUCCGUCUGUU
This is a messenger RNA of Ochotona princeps (American pika), 2630 nucleotides long. RefSeq names its product methyltransferase 13, eEF1A N-terminus and K55 (gene METTL13). NCBI's taxonomy places the organism in Eukaryota, Metazoa, Chordata, Mammalia, Lagomorpha, Ochotonidae. Gene Ontology annotation, molecular function: spermidine synthase activity. Gene Ontology annotation, cellular component: cytosol. The record is from RefSeq and is a predicted model, not a curated record. Gene Ontology annotation, biological process: spermidine biosynthetic process. The transcript has 8 exons. Bases 253 to 2352 code for a protein of 699 amino acids.